AGAGCGGGAGAUUGAUUGGUGAGGCAGAAGAGGGGUGUGGUCCCGACGGAUGACGAAAGAUAAGGUGGUCGCGAGAGGAGAGAGCUCUCGCUUUAACCCUUAGAGGCUGUUCGUUAGUCGGACGCGGUUGCGCGCUCGCAUCCGUUUACCGAGAACGGGAUCCAGCAUCUCCAUCUUCUCCUCAACGAAGCCGAUGGAUCUUUGGAGUCAAGCCAAGAUGUGACCGUCACAUCCGUCCUUUAGAUAGAAAACAGAACCCCUGUUUCUAUAGAAACAGAAAUAAUUGACAAUUAGAAAACUAUUAUUCCUAAAAUGCACUCCUCUAGCCGAACCUUCGCUCCGCCCUUGAGGCCUCGUCGCAUCGUCACGAGCAGGCGGACCACCACCGCAGCGGAACCAAAGCCACACGGCCCUGUUUCCCAGAGGGAAGACAAAAACAUGAACACCAUUUCCUCUUCCUCUCCUCGGCGCGCCACCAAAGCGACCCCUGAGUCUUCCAGGACCAGGGUGGGGGUCCAGCCUCGUGCCCCCUUGGGUCAGUCCAGAUUGGGCUUACAGAGAAACACAGCUCCCCUCUCUACGACCAAACCCAAAAGUGUCCGUGCAGCAGCUGUGUUGAAACGCGCCCCUCGUCCUGCUCCUCUUCCUCAUCUGGACCCCAACUGUAAUGAACCCAGCCUGCCUUGUCUGUGCUGCGACGGCCAUUCCCCCCAGGACAAUAACAGUCUGUUCAACCACAACCACAACAACAACAAUACCAUCUCCAUCAGACAGCAGCUGAAGCUUCAGCCCCCUCCACCACCUCCCCUGCUACCCCAGAGACAGGAGGGGACAGGGGGCAAGACCAAGACACAGGCCAGCCCCUCUCAGCCCCAGCCUCAGGUUCUGGCCCCAGCCUGCCCCCCUAAUGCCCUGGAACUGGAGAAAGGAAAAAUAGAUGAGGAGAAUGCAGAUGUUAACAAGAACACAGAUGUGGUCAUAGACAACAAGAAAGAAACAGAGGAGGAAGAGGAAAACAGUGUUGAAGUUGAUGAUGAGGAGGAGGGAGAUGAUGAUGAUGACACGUUGGUCCCAUCGUGCUGCGACUGCCCUCCCUCUCUCCUGGAUCUCUCCCUGACCUCCUCCACCUCCUCCACUUCCAUCAGCUCCUGCUCCGAUCUGGAGUCAGACUGCGCCGAUCUCUCCACCGCUCUCUCGUCCUCUGGCCACAAGUGGAAUGCUGAUCUGUCAAUCUCUCAGGACCACAUUCAUGUUCCUGAACGCUACCCAGCCUCCCGUUCACCCCCUGUCCUGCUCCUCAACCCCAACCCCCCCUCUGUCUCUCGUUGCCCUUCCCCCCCCCCACCCGCUUGCUCCCCAGACGAGGGCUACCCCUCCGCCCCCGCCUCCCCCUCCUCCUCCGACUACCUGGGGGUCAAAGGUCAGACAGGCUUAGGGUCAGAGGUCACCAAACUAGGCCUCCUGGACUUCCUGGAGUCAGUGGGAGACUUUGGAAAGAUGGAGCGCUUUAGCCAGGUGAUUCAGGUGGCUCGCUGGGACCUGGAGGGGGAUCCUCAGGGGGAUCUACUGAGGGAUCGACUGGAUCACUUGGACCGACUGGAGAGUGUCAACAGGCAGGUGAAGCUGGCCCACAUCACCAGGCUCCAUGAGAAGGGACUGGAUCUAGGAGAUCUGGGCAAGGAGGAGCUCUCUGAUGUUCUGGAUGAGAUGGGGAACGUGGAUAUGUCUUGGAAGCUGUAUAAGGGCCGGGGAGGGUCUUUGGGAGAUUCCCAGGAGUUCUCUGAUGCUGGAGUGGACCUGACAGCACCUUCAGACUGUGACGAGCCCCUGGUCUCACAAUCAGAGACCUCUUCGCCCAUAGAGCCCCCACCGAGACCCCCCAAACCCCCUGCCCAAUAUGCCAGCGUGAACUCUGAACUCCACACCUACAUCAACAUCAGCCGUGACAUCACCCCCUCCGUCUCUGUCUGCACCUCUCCAUCCUCAUCCCCCACUUUCUACACCUUCAGGUGUGAGAAGGCCCUUCCUCCUUCCCCACGCUCCGUCCCCCCUCCUCUUCUCUGUCAGCCCAUCCCUUACUUUACUCUCUACAAAUCUUCCCCUCUCCCAUUCUCCCUCCCCUCCUCCACUCCCCCCAAUCCCUCCCCCUCGGAGGAAGCACCUAGCCCGUAAGGAGGCUCAGCGUCUCGCCACGCUCCAAGCAGGAUGCGGGAAGACCUCCC
This is a messenger RNA of Oncorhynchus keta (chum salmon), 2222 nucleotides long. RefSeq lists its product as uncharacterized. NCBI's taxonomy places the organism in Eukaryota, Metazoa, Chordata, Actinopteri, Salmoniformes, Salmonidae. The transcript is spliced from 2 exons. The record is from RefSeq and is a predicted model, not a curated record. Bases 313 to 2172 code for a protein of 619 amino acids.